Molecule: messenger RNA, 405 nt
Organism: Rhododendron vialii
Lineage: Eukaryota; Viridiplantae; Streptophyta; Magnoliopsida; Ericales; Ericaceae
Exons: 1
Coding region: 1-405 (134 amino acids)
Source: RefSeq, a predicted model, not a curated record
AUGAAUGAAGAUGACCUCAUGAAUGGAGAUGAUCCCAAGGGGAAGAUGAAGAUGGAGAUCCCAGUGGAAGAGCCUAUGGUCGAAAAACCUAAGGCUAAAAGAGUGCACAAGCCCUUGGAAAGGACUGUGGAAGAGGCUAUCGUUGAGCCUCCUCCAAGGACUUUACCCCAGAAGCAAAUCCCGUUCAAAAGGACGUACAAGGAGGUCGUUACCAAAUCACCUCCAAAGCAGGCAACGGUACCCAAGAAACAACCUCUCCUGGAAAGAACUCUUAAGGAGGCUAAGAUUCAGCCUCCACCAAGACAAGUUACUUUGCUCCAGAAGACAGCCCUCGAACCUAGAAAGCAGGACUCGGGGGGCAAGUUGAAGUUGAAUCCACAGGCUAAGGUAUUUGUGCCUAGAUAG